This is a messenger RNA of Gasterosteus aculeatus aculeatus (three-spined stickleback), 784 nucleotides long. Its product is annotated as urotensin-2. NCBI's taxonomy places the organism in Eukaryota, Metazoa, Chordata, Actinopteri, Perciformes, Gasterosteidae. Gene Ontology annotation, biological process: blood vessel diameter maintenance; regulation of blood pressure. The record is from RefSeq and is a predicted model, not a curated record. Gene Ontology annotation, molecular function: hormone activity. Gene Ontology annotation, cellular component: extracellular region.
UUAAGCCAGUUGUGACCGAGCACGUACAAGUCUUCUUUCCACCUGAGGAUCACCGUGCGGUUCAGAGCAAUCUUCCAGCAGCAGCGGCGUCGGGUUCGUGAUGAAGUGUGACCAUCUCGUGUCCUGGGCCUUUUUGCUGGUGGCCUCUGGCCCCCUGCUGGCCCACCCCAUCACAGAGUCCCAGGAGAUGCCCUAUCCAGGACCCGUAUCAGCUGAGGACGGAGGACUCAGCGCUCUGGAUGAUCUGUCUCCCUCCGAGCAAAACUUUCCUUCCCGGGAUGCAGCUGGUCUCAGAUAUUCCACUCUGAUAUCUGGGGAUUAUAACAAAGACGGUGUUAGAGCGGGCCUGCUUCCCAGGGGGAUGAAAAGAGAGGUCCUGCUGGAAAGACAAAGCCUCCUAAAUCCUUUCAGCCGCCUGUUUGGCAUCCGGAAGCAGUUUAGGAAGAGAGCAGGGAAUUCUGAGUGUUUCUGGAAGUACUGCGUCUAAAACACACAUAAGUACAUCCAGACACAAUGAUAAUCACCACGCAGGUAUCAGUGUGUCAUGUAAUCACACAUGUCCACUCACAUGCAUGCUCACUGUCAGUAUUAGGUAGUACAUAGGUACAAUUAGGAUCAAUAUCUGGGGACUUACAGUUGAUUUAUUGAAAUAAUUUAUGUAUAUUUAUGUGAACACAUUUUUUUAAAGUCCUUGUUCGUACGUGUUAUGCCCACAUGUCUUUUAAAGGUGGGAGUAAAAGGUCGUACAGCGCUGUUUGUUGAACAAUAAAAACUGCAUCAUAAA